AUGUUUUCCUCGUUGCACGCGACCGCGCCGAGGAUUCUGGCAGCACGAAGUGCUCGACGCUCUCUUCAGCGAGUGCAAUGGUUCUCUGACAGUGUCGCACAUGAGGAGAGCGAUAUAGUCAUCGUCGGUGGGGGACCAGCUGGGCUUGCACUGGCGAGCGCGCUCGGUGCUUCCAAGGCCGUCCAACAUGGCUUACGAGUCACUCUUGUUGAAGCUGGUGACCUCUCCAAGGUCCGAGAAUGGUCCCCUCCACCCGGCACGUUCUCCAAUAGGGUCAGUUCAAUCACGAACGCAUCGCAAGCUUUUCUCCAAGAUAUUGGUGUGUGGCCGCAUGUCGAAGCGGAGCGAACAUGCCCCGUAGAGGAGAUGCAGGUAUGGGACGGCCUGUCGGAUGCACGAAUCACAUUUGACGCGCCGGAACGUUCUGCGUUCUCCGGACUGGCUCGCAUUACGGAGAAUCUGAACCUGCAACGUGCACUCCUACGCCGUCUUUCGACUGUGCCUUCAGUGCAGCUACUUGACAAGGUCAAGGUACAAGCUAUCCAGAGGGAGGAAAGACAGGGUGGCGAUUGGCCCUUGGUCCACCUGUCUGAUGGUCGCAUCCUUCGCGCGAGACUGCUGGUCGGCGCUGAUGGAUUUAAUUCUCCCGUGCGUGCGUAUGCAGGGAUACAAUCUUACGGAUGGGCGUACGAUACACACGCCAUUGUGGCAACACUUUUCCACGCCCCUCGCACAGCGUUUGAGCCCACAAAUACUGUCGCAUACCAGCGAUUCCUCCCCACUGGGCCCAUUGCAUUCCUGCCACUAUCUCCGACCGCAUCUUCCCUCGUCUGGUCUACGAAGCCGCAUCUCGCACGCGCACUGAAGGCCGCAGACCCAAUCGUACUGGCAAGUUUAAUAAACGCGGCCUUCCGCCUCCCCGAGGUGUCGCUGCGAUAUUUGCAUGCCCAGAUCCUUGAAUCUCAGGAGAAUGGUACUUUGUUGUCACCACAACAAGUACAGGAAGAAAUUGUCUGGCGCGAGCGCUCGCAUAACAUCGACCCACGCUCGGCAUAUUCUUCGUCAGCACCAUCCGUCACAGCUGCUACGGGAGUCCCGCCUGCCGAUGCGGAUGUGCUACCGCCGUUGGUCACAUCUAUUCAGCCAGGGACGAUCGCGUCUUUCCCGCUAAAAUUUAGCCACGCUGACACCUACAUCGGCGAAGGCGCUGGUGCGCGCACCGUCCUUGUUGGAGAUGCUGCACACACCGUCCAUCCGCUCGCGGGACAGGGCCUCAACUUGGGCCUUGCAGACGUCGAGACACUAUCGCGGCACAUCCAAGAAGCAGUCUCGCUCGGUGGCGAUAUCGGCUCAUACACCGUGCUCCAACCAUACGUGCGAGAACGGUAUUUCGAGAAUCACAAGAUGCUGGCAGCCAUGGAUAAGCUGCACAAGCUCUAUGCGCAGACUGCGGCGCCCAUCGUGUGGGCGCGCUCCGUUGGCGUGGAGGUGCUGAACGAGCUUGAUACCAUCAAAGCUGCAAUGAUGGUGUCCGCAGGAAGCGCUGGGCCCUCCGCAAGAACUUCUGGAUGGAGCCUUGCUGUAGGCGGCGUCGAGCGCUUCGCACGUACAGUGGAUAGUACCCGACGCGUUGCUGAUGGCGUUGCUGGUUUGGUUGGGGCUGGUGUACAGGGCUUGUUGAAGCAGAUGACCCCUCGAGGGUAA
Sparassis crispa is the source of this 1704-nucleotide messenger RNA. RefSeq names its product Ubiquinone biosynthesis monooxygenase COQ6, mitochondrial. The record is from RefSeq and is a predicted model, not a curated record. Gene Ontology annotation, molecular function: 2-octaprenyl-6-methoxyphenol hydroxylase activity; FAD binding; oxidoreductase activity, acting on paired donors, with incorporation or reduction of molecular oxygen, NAD(P)H as one donor, and incorporation of one atom of oxygen. Bases 1 to 1704 code for a protein of 567 amino acids. Gene Ontology annotation, cellular component: mitochondrion. The transcript has 6 exons. Gene Ontology annotation, biological process: ubiquinone biosynthetic process. NCBI's taxonomy places the organism in Eukaryota, Fungi, Basidiomycota, Agaricomycetes, Polyporales, Sparassidaceae.